Molecule: messenger RNA, 1191 nt
Organism: Notolabrus celidotus (New Zealand spotty)
Lineage: Eukaryota; Metazoa; Chordata; Actinopteri; Labriformes; Labridae
Product: tumor necrosis factor receptor superfamily member 5-like
Exons: 9
Coding region: 215-787 (190 amino acids)
Biological process (GO): defense response to Gram-positive bacterium; defense response to Gram-negative bacterium; positive regulation of T cell migration
Cellular component (GO): external side of plasma membrane
Molecular function (GO): protein binding
Source: RefSeq, a predicted model, not a curated record
AAGUCACGUUACAGGCUAACGCAGCAGUAUGUCUGCCUGACAAAAGUUUGGAGUGAAGGAACAGAGGGCUGCCGUCUUUAACGGGAACAGUACAGAGAGGAGGAGAAAGGGAGUGGCUCUACACCCCACCUGUCAGCGUCUCUUUAACUCUCUUUACGGUGGUGUUGUUGUUUUGAUGAGAUGACGUUUUCAGACUGUGAUCCUGUGGAAUGAUAUGAUGUUCAGGAAAAAAUUUUGCUCCACUGUGUUGCUGCUGAUCCUCAUGAAGAAUGUCCUCAGAGGUCAGGCCAUCAGAUGCCAUGCAUCAGAGUAUGCAGUAGGAUACCUUUGCUGCACCAAGUGUCCAGAAGGAUUUCAAGUCUUAAGACACUGCACAGAGUCUGAAAUCACUCACUGUGGGUGCCCUGAGGGAACCUUUAUGGAUCAUACACGCUGCUCUCCCUGUACAAAGUGUGAUGCAGGUUCUGGAUUGAGGAUGAAGACAUCAUGUAUGAUAAGAUCAGACUCCGUCUGUGAACCACAGGAGGGAUUUUUCUGCACACAGCCUGCAGAGCACAGUUGUCUUAAUGCACAGAGACACAGGAGCUGCACACCAGGACAGUACAUCAGUCAGAGAGGAACCUCUCUGACAGACGCUGUGUGCUCUCCCUGCUCUGCUGGAUCAUUUUCAGAUGGGACGUUUCCAUCUUGUCAGGAACACACACAAUGUGAAUCACUGAAUCUACAGCUGCUGAGACCAGGAACUGAAUCAGAUGAUGCUGAGUGUGGAGAAAAAGAUUCAGACUAGACUGGAGUGAUCAUCUGUGGAGUUAUUUUCUGGAUUUCCUAUUCAACAUUACCUUUUCUGGUGUUUAGAAGAAAUGAAGAAAUCAGGAACAUCAGGAGGUCUCAGAGGAGAAGGUGAUGAUGCUAUCUACAUAAACACUUCCAGAUGAAAGAGAUCCCCUUCUGAUCCAGCUAGAGUCUGGCUCCUCUUCUUUGCACCUUUCAGACAUUGAUCAGAUCUCUUUCUGUGUUUUUCUCCCUCCUGCUCCAGCCUCAUUUUUAAACCUGUUUGUAUUUUAAACGUGCACUUUUUUAUGCACUUUUAGUGAUGAUGAUGUAGAAGUUCCGAAAAAAUGAAGCUCACUUGAAAUACAUGCAAAAUAUAAUAUAUUUAUAAUAUUGUAAAUAAAGCUUUUGAAGUAUAAA